This is a messenger RNA of Protomyces lactucae-debilis, 1080 nucleotides long. RefSeq lists its product as uncharacterized. The transcript has a single exon. The annotation marks the transcript as partial. The record is from RefSeq and is a predicted model, not a curated record. NCBI's taxonomy places the organism in Eukaryota, Fungi, Ascomycota, Taphrinomycetes, Taphrinales, Protomycetaceae.
CCCUUCUCUGUCCAGCCCAGUCGAGCUGCACUCCGGCACAAAUCGAUCUGAUGCAAGUGAAGAAGAGCGCAAAGAAGUCGUUGGUGAAGAUGCCCCAGUCGACGACUCUCCUGCAGCAUACCUGUGCACUGCGCGAGUGGCAAUCAUUGAAGAGCUGGCUGCAUACAAGGAUGAAGUGCAUGAUGCUAAGAUUUGGGCGAUUCGCCACUCACAAGAGAAAAUUGAGGCAAGAACGGAAGCGCCUCCUGUGCGUCGUCAACGUGUAGCCUUGCAUGGCAAGGCAUACUGGACCCAUGAUGGCAAUCCAGUUGCGUCUCCUUUCGCCACAAUUGCGCUUACAAGCAUGUUCACGGGGAAAGCACCUGUGCAGCCAGCAUGCGCGAUAGACAUUGUUGACAGCGCAGGUGCCACUGCCGCAGGAUCUCUUCCAGCUCAACAUCAAAUGCCCACUCCUUCUGUCGCAUGGGCCGAUAUGUCUGACGACGAUGAAGACUUCGAUAUGCCCAACUGGCUUAAAGACUCGCUUGAAGCGCAGGCCGCCCAGGCCCAAGCUCAAGCUAAAGAGAUUGCUGCGCUGGAGGAUCCGGCCAGUAUUGGUGUUGUGCACGUUGAUGAGCCACAAAGGCAAUGUACUGUCGGUCGCCUCCAUGGAUCGCUCUAUUGGACAGCGAUUUCGUGCGACAAUCGAGACAGUUCGCUGCAUUACGAGUCCAUGUCUGAGGUGGACGAGGCGCAGACGGAGAAUGAUGCUUGGCAUGACGAUAAGACCAUGGAGGCCAUUGACGAUGAAACUGCAAAGCUUUUUGGGCUGCCUUGCUACGAUGUCCAGCAGGGUAUUGAUGAAGAUGCUUGGCAAGACAAGAGCCGACGUCCAGUAGAUGCAGCCAGGUGCAGUCCUUUCACUACCCACGGUACGACUGCAAGCCUUUCUUAUGAUCAUACCUCCCUUUUCGGCCGCUCUCCUUCAGGCAUUCGUGCACGUUCACUUGAGAGGCCUGCUGAUUGCGUUGCAGGUUCAAUUUUGUCCUUGAUAGACAGGAGCAUUUGGCAUAGCGAGAUGUAUAGAAGCGUAGAUUAAUG